AUCUUCCCUCCUCGUUCAAGGGUGAAGAUUUUUGCGGAGGAAAUUAAUAUCGAUUGAAUCGCACUGUCUGUGCGUCGCCCAACUAGACAACUUUAUAGAGCAUUCGCCGUGAAAAAAAGGGCAAUCGUGAUCGAGGUAAGAAAUACGUGUCUAUGCAUUUAUUCAUAAUUUAGCUCGCUUAAACAAGAUACAUGUACGUCCAUUUGUAAACAAAAGUUGUUAUGGCAUAGCAGUCUUUCUUUCACUAGAUUAGUCAUAUUCUAAUUGGUAUGCAGUACUACUCGAUAAAUGGCAAAUUCGACGUACCACUGGCAUGCUACCAGACGAAUUAAAUUCCUAAAAGGCAAGAAAACGUAUCUAUAUAGAAUUGAAGGAUUAACAUUCUACACCAAGUGUUUAUCUAAAGAAUGCUAUGUGCAUUCCAGUGUUGUCGUACUAAAGUAAACACAUCAGGGGAGAGGGACACCUCUUGGAACCAGUUUUGGCUUUCUUUUGCUUGUUAUACUACUGUUAUUGGUUCCUUUAAUUGUUCAAAGGGUAUACAGAGAUACUCCGCAUAUCGCAAACAAAGGCACAGAAUGUUUUCUGUUGACGGAAUAAAAACGAAUCUCACCUUAGCCUAGGCAAGGAAGAGCUUAUUGAGCAUUAUAAGCGAACACUGUUUCUCCAAGUUUAAUGGCAACAGAAAAGUACUGUCUGUAUGAAUGAUUGCCCUAACACAAUUCACUUCGCUUCCUUUAUUUUAUUUACGUACAUUGAAGCAGUUACACAUUUUACUUGGGGAAAAGAAAGAGAUUCGUCAAUUCACUGAGUCGACCACAAGGAUUUCUGUUAUUUAGAACUCCUAGCCUUGUUAACAGAUAUUACACUGCAACAAUUAAUUGCUGUAUCCAAGCGAAAACGAAGAUUUGAGGUCACUGGUGAUGAAAAGUAUAAAACUUAACACUCAUUAUUUGCUGAUAAAAUAGUAGCCCAGAAGGUAGAUGUACACUUCUAAGAUAAAAGUGAUUUCUUUGAAAACAAUGAUUGCUAUCGGAUUUCUGAGAAUUCAUACGGCGUUAACUCCAUUACCAAUAGCAUUUACACUUUUGGAAACGAUCAAUAAGCUCUGACCGGUGAACAAAGAAACUGGACAAAGUUAAGACGGCAUUCAAAGUUUAGCGCCGGGGUUCUCUACAAAUACGUACGUGUGAAAGGAAGAAAUCUACAGUGUAGCAGAAGUCUCCAUUCUGCGUGCAAGGUCCCCACUUUUUUAUAAGCGAACAAACAUUUUCUUGAUUUGUAUUUUUUUUCUCCCUGUGCAUAAUCUCUCUUUGCCUUAACUAGUAGGGAAGCAUCAUUUGAGAGUAUCAUAUCUUCUACUAAUUCUUGAAAUUAUGAAAACGAAACCAAAAGUCUUGUCGCAUCAUUUGUUAUGUCUCUUCUGAGCUCUCCCGGCUUUUCGCCAAGUGGAUCAUAAAUUUCCAAGAAUACGAAAACUCAAUGAGAUCUUGUUCCGUUUUUUGCUAGCAGUAGUCAUGAAUCGCAUCAUAAUGACUUAUCCGUACAAGACAAAAAUUAAUGUUGAUGUGAACAAACGUCGAUGAAAUGCUGUUUUAAUUUGUGAGGGCACUCGUUAUGUCAUUCCUCAGUAGCAGGAUUCCAAGAAGACUGAAGAAGGAUUCAGUGCAACAGGUCAAUUCACAAGUUUCCUUGAGACAUUGUUAUCGUUGUUUUUGUUUGUUCGCUUUUCUUUUGUCUGCUUUUUGUAUUCUUUACAUAGUAAUCCAUACCCCUGAUAGACUUUGCCAAAAGACGAAAUAAUCUUCGAAAAGAAAACAUGUUGACGCUUGACUGGAAAACACCUGGCCCUCGCUCUAUCCGUAGGCAACGUUCUAGCCUCAUUAAUGAACAUUGGAGUUUUUUUUUUUUUGUCCUUUUUAGAAGAAGAUAAUUGAAAGUAUUGUGUUGAUAUAAAAGCAUAUAAUCGUGAUUCAAAAUAGGUAUCGGACUUUACUCGGCUAAAUUCCUGUCUCUGACCCGACGGCCCUUUUUACUGCUGAUGACGGAUGUAGGCAUUGCCUUACACUGGGAUGUCGCUCAUUACGUGCUCUAUGCUUGAUCUGGUCAAAGAAAGAUACGACAAAAUCUUGAAAAUAAGCCUGGGGAUUAUAUUUUUCAAAGGCCCUUUUUGAGGGGCUUAUUUUUGGAGGGGUUUAUAUACGGAGGGAAGUUUCCGUUACAACAACAACAACUUUAUUCUUUGUACAAAAAAUACAAAAGCUGAAUAGUUUGCCCCUCAAGUAGGUGCAAAGCUAGUCGUGGAGGGGCAAGACAAGUACAUCAAUAACACAAUUAUCUAGUAAAAACAAAAACCUGAAACUAUUAGAAAGCCUUGCAGAUUGCAACUUAAAAUAAAUAAAACACAGAAGUUUUAACGCGGCGCUUACUGACGUACAAUGAUAACACAGAAAAAGAAAAGCAGACAUUAAAACCUUUACCAAGUGUAUCUAUCUAGCUACUUUUUGAAUAAUCAUGCAUGGGAUUUGAAUAUAGUCAUCUUCCUUUUCAAGGAUAUCAAAUAGCAAUUUGCGGAGAAUCUUUUGAAAGCUUUCUUUGGAAGAUCCGUUGUAUAGCGUGGUAUCUUAUUCCACAGCUUUACUCCAAGCCGAGAGAAAGAAUUGCUUUGUAUUUCCAGUCUAGAAUUUUUAACAUAGAAAUGACUUUCCAGACUGUAGACACAGACUCAAUAAAGAAAAGUUAUUGGAAGCAAGAUUAGUCUUGCAUGCCUGACCUCAGGCAGCAAGACCAUAAGUUAAACAAGAAUCACUUCGUGAAUUUUACCGGGGCCACUUUUGUCUUGGCAACCCACGUGGAAGGGUCGUUUUUAUCAACAAGUUUGUCGGGCGACAUGAAAAUCUUUUUUAUUGCAAAUAUUCUUUAGAGAUGAAAACAAGGUGUAAUGAAUAAUGUGAAAAGUUGAACAGUUGAGAGUUUUCGCAUGUCGCUAACGUAAAUAUUGCGUGACAAAGGUUAUGUGAAACAGUCUUUUUUGGUUUUUCAUUACAUUUGUAGUUAAAGCAGUGAUAGACUUUCUUGUAAUGAGUCUUAAUUAUUUGUCGGCCAAUAUUUGACGAAGUUUCCUGUAGCGAGUGCGAAUUGUAAGGUAUUGAAACGCACAAACAAAGUUUCGCGCAUGCAAGUUUAAUAAGUUAAGAUUUUUGUUUUGUCGUAGUGUACACAGUUCAACAGCGACUAAGCUUUGUCAUCGUUAGGAUGAAUACUGUAACAAUAUUUUUCAAUACACAGGGAUCUCAUUCAUUGAUAAGUAGCAAAUAUAGUCGCAUUAACCAUUCCGUUCCAAAACUAAUCGAAUUAAUAUUUGGCCCUAAGCCUAUUUAAUGAAUAAUUAAUUUUCUUUGAAUUAUUUCGGUAUACUUCUAAAUCACAAAGGUAAACAAUUAUGUCCAGUAAAGGUGAGGGCAUAAAAACGCCCCAGCAAUGGUUUAAUGCAAAUAAGGAAAGAGGACAGGGCAAGGGGAGAAGGAAGGAAAAAGUAAUUUGUUCGCAUGGCGAGUGUGUUAGAACGAAUGACUGCGUUGCAGCAAAGGUCACAUGUAAUUAAAACUCCAGAGCAAUAGAUGAGGGUUCACCCGGCAUGAGUCAACUCCCAAUCAUAGGCUGUCAAGUUACGCAGUUUUUCUCACGUGUUCAGAUCGAUUACAUAAUAAUAAGAUAAUUUCUUAGCAACAAGAAUCCAAAGUAGCUAAGCAUACCAAGGAGAAAAACAUAAAAAUUCUACAUCAACGUAUAAUGAAUAAUGUGAAAAGACAAAAUGUUAGGGAAUCCCGCAUUUUGAACAGUUGAGAAUUUGCGCAUCUCGCUAACGUAAAUAUUGCGUGACAAAGGUUAUUUGAAAAUAUUUUGUUUUGUUGCUUCAUAAGUCAAAGCAGUGAUAGACUUCCUCCUAAUGAGUUUUAAUUGUUUGUCGGAAAAUAUUUGACGAAGUUUCCUGCAGGGAGUGCGAAUUGUAAGGUAUUGAAACGCAUAAACAAAGCUUGGCGCAUGCAAGUUUAAUAAGUUAAGAUUUUUGCUUUGUCGUAGUGUACACAGUUCUACGUCCACCAAGCUUUGUCAUCGCUAAGAUGAAUACUGCAACAACAUCUGGCGAUAGACAGCGAUCUCAUUUGUUGAUAAGUGGUAAAUAUAGUCGCAUUAAACCAUUCCGUGUGCAAACUAAUCGAAUUAAUAUUUACAUGGUCACAGUUGUUGCUCCCUACUUCAAAUUUCUGAACCAGCGAUAUAUCUCAGCGAACAUUGCCAAAAGUAACGAGCCAGCGAUAUAUCUCAGUCAGCGAUAUAUCCCUAACAAUGUAACUUUGAAAACACAGAAACGCGUUGCAUUUUAUGACCGGUGCCAGCCUUCGGCUAGGCCCCGGUAAUAAGCAAACUUGAGAGAAAUCGAGUACUAAGACAAGUUGCUUACUGGUACAACGUUUGGUGAGUUGGCCCAGAGUUUUUGCAUUUGUUUGUAUCUGUGUCAUUAAAUUUGGGCGUGAUCGAGUGUUAUGCUUCUCAUAAUUUCUGUGUCUCCGAUAAUUCAACAGGCACGAUUCACAUUAGCAUUAGCGAGUUUUGAUAAACUUUGAAAGUUCGCAGCUAGCUUUAAUAUGCAUAACUUUUUAUGUAAACAACUCGUAUGUUAAUGAGAGAAACACUGUAAAGUGAAGGGGUAAAGUAAAUUAUACAAAGUAUAUGCAGGGUUUUAACUAUUCAAAGGUCAAUUUUUGAGCUUCGAGAUGAAUCGCUUCAACAAAGUGAGUUCCUUAUUGUCGCCAACGACAAUAAUUUUUGGAUUUUCCGGUUAGGUCAAAUUAAUCAAACUAUAUUUUGGAGAGCAGAGGGAUUGGCUGAGGGGUGCGUGAAAAUAACGCUUAUUGUUUCCUGCUUAGAAUGGCUCACUUGCUGUUUUUUAUUCGCAAUGGUGGAAUUUGAAAAAGAACUGUACAGCCCCGACUUAAAAAUGGUACUCAUUUUUCUUGUUACGAAAGUCUUCCAAAAGGGUACAAUGUUCAAAUGAGUGACUGUUUAAGUCUCACAUGAGAUGCUACGUCACGCAGUAGUCAGCGACAAGUCUGGUGGCCUAAGUGUGCAGCCACCCCCUCCCCCAGGAAAAUUGGCAGCCCGGUGAAAAUCGCCUUUUGGCGAUUCUUGUUUCUGUAGUCGAUGGAAAAUAACCUGUGGGUAUUCUUUAAAGUUUUCGAGGUAGCAAAUUACAAACGAACUAAUUCCUUUUUUAGAGGUUGAAGAAACCUGAAAAUUAAAAGAAAUGAAUCUUGAACCGUAUAAAUAUUUUCAUCUUGUGGCACAAUGCGUUUUCGUGUCAACCAUAAAUUAUAGCUAAUCGUCUAUUGAUCAUCUCUAUCAGUCUAGGUUGAAUAAGGCCCUUUUAUCUUGAUGGGUAUUAUAGUGGGUUGUUUUCUCUUAAAAGCUGUUCGCUGCCCGUUCUGGUUAACUUUUCGUUUUCAUGCAGUACAAUAAUUCUGUAUAGUCUACAAUCAUGGACAAACGUCUUGGGACACUUUUGCGUUUCUGGGGCGUUUUCCAGUUCACACAGGUCCAACCCCUCCCCUUACCCACAAACAAUGUUGGACGCGUGUAUCCAGAAUUUUUUUCUAGUUUCAACUUUGUAUAGGGUGGGGGAGGGGGAAGUGCAAGAAAAUUUCGAAAAUGAUACACUGUUUUAAGAGGGAACCGAGAAAAGACAGAAAAAUAUGCAUAUUGUAGUACUGUCCCAAGGACUUUUGUCCGGGAUUGUAGGUUGUUAUUACUACCGCUGCGCACGUAUUCCUUGCCUGCAAUGUAACCACGUAUUUUGAAACCAGGGAUUCCUUGUAAGUUUGUCAUUUUGGAAGCGUCUGCUUAUAAUUGUGGAACUUGAAACAGUCGGUAACUUUUCUUGCAUUUCGGACAUUUCUUUUUGAACCUUUGAACAUUGAACUCAUUGUAAGCAUACAUUUUGCUUCUAGAAAACUCUUGCGCAGGAUAUACGGUCUCGAAUUCAUUUGAACCUUCUUGAACUUCAUUGUAAAUUGGACUUGACACAGUUGAUUUGCAUCUGGAUCUAUAGAAACGUGGAAUGUUUGUUCUUCAUGGAAUAAAGAUACAGUUUUUACACGCGGAGUUCGAGUGAUCUAUAAAUUUGUGUUGCUUAUUAUAAAAUAACUAACCUAGUACGCCGGCCCUGAUUGGCUGGGAGGUGUUUUCCCAAGAGAGUAUGUAAGGAAUUUGUGACGUCACGAUGUUCUGCACUCGCUAGAUUUGUGCUUAAAACUCGACAAGUGUUCUUUAUUACCGUCGGAUAAUACCGAAGAUCCCUCUGGCCUUCGAACGAGGUGCCAGACUUUUCUGGGCUUCCAUCGUCUUAACUUGUUCGACAUCGAGUGAUUGAUAACGAAAGUCAAACGGGCUAUUAUUUCUGGUAAUAGAAAGUAGCCCUCACUUAGCCUGUGUCACAGUCGUAAUCUAACCCCGGUUAGCAAAGUCUGGGAAGCUGCGCCGAUAUCCUUGUUCUUGUCCCCCAAGAGAAUAACCGGAAAUGCGCUUCGAAUUUCCCUUCAAGUUAAUUGGCGGAUUGACAAUGCGUUUUUUAAAAGGCCAAUCAGAGGCCAGUUGAGGUCCCAGAACAAGGGUAUCGGCGCUGUUUCGCAGAUUGACUUAACCAGAAGUUUAGUUCCGUCUGUGGCCCAGGCUACCCGCACUGGGAUUGGUUAAGAUCGAUUUUCCGUAAAUUACACCACUGGCGAAUGUGGUCAUGGUCACUUUUAUUUUGAUUGCCCGUAAGCACUUCGUGUCACCGGCAAAGAGAGCAACACAUGUUGAGAUAAAGCGUUGGCUUAUUAGAAAGUCUCCUCGAGCAACUUGCGCCCUCCAAACUUCCCGUUCUCGUCCAUAACUCCAUAUACGCACGCCUACCAUAACAAGAACGUUUGUUUUUGAUAAACUGCAAAGUUCUCUCAACGCGCGGCACAGAAGAAAAAACGCUUCUAUUGGUUGGUUUCAAACACACACCAAUGCAAUCGUCUAGUUUGAAAAAGAAAGAAAAUGGUUCUUCUCAAUCUGUUAACGAUAAAUGGAACCUAAUUCAACAGAACUAAAGGCAUACAUGUAAAGUUAAGAUACUUAAAUGUUCGUAAGAAUGCGUGUAGUAUGGUUUGAGUCAUUUAAACGAUUUGUAUGUUUUUGCUUAGCGAAAUCCAGGAAACUUGUUUGUUGUUUAGCGAGGACGACUAGACUGUCAUCUUGUGUCACAUUAUUCUUUUGCGAACAAUGGAAGAAGUCUUACAUGUACUGGACGUAAAGGCUUCUGAAAAUUGCAUAAUUUUUCACCAUUACUGUAAUAAUUAACUUUUUACAAAAGGAUGAACUAACAAACGAAAAAAAGGGAGGACACUUAAUAAUUAUUAUACAUAUAUGUUCUUCGACACCAAUUUGAGGUUGAAUGUCAGUCUUUUGCGCCAGACUUUUUAUCGACUCGGGCUUAUUAAUAAUUUUCACUUUUGCUGUUAGUUCGAGUGGCUAAAAAGCUCAAUUCCAAAAAUGCUAAGAAGUUCUUUAUCAUUGUCUUUGAUUAUUGGAGACUUUGUUGAACACCCAAAAUUCGAGUUUAAUAAACACAACUGAACACGUCAUCUCAUAUACGCACAGCCGUAGCCGUGAGUUUAUAAAGAUUUUUUAGGAGCACUCUUUUUUAUAGGAGCACUCUUAAUCUGCUAAAUGUAUCCAGUGUCUGUCCUAUUGCUACGUUGUCCCAAGACAGAUUUGUGUUCAAGGAUAUAUAUCCGGUUGAUUUUGUUCUGAAAGAGUUGUUAUUGAUACGUAUCAACAAACCAUCUGCCCUGUGCAUAUUCUUUAAGUUAUUCAACAUACUGCUCUUUUGAAUGUUAGACAAUAAUUGUGAAAAACAUUGAUAAGAGAAAUCUCAUCAGAGCCGUGUUUUUUAUUUUAUUAAGGUUUAUGACAUAGCCUGCAAUGCAGGCGUUUUCCUCGGGCGCGCGAACGCUUUGCUCGCGAAAGCGCCAUGUUGAAUCUCCAAAAGAGAGGAGGAAAUGACUACCCGAAGGGUUACUAUUUUCACUCUCCCUAAUCUUCCUCCGUCAUAAAAUCAAAGAUGGCGGUUACAAUAAUACGAACAUAAACAACCAGCUUUCGCCAGCCCAAAAUACGCCUGCACUGCAGGCUAUUUAUGACAUGACUAACUAUGCAAACAGUUUCGGCAAGUCUUAGCUUUAUUCCACUGGUAGGAGAGGUCAAACACAAGUCUGACUGGACUACUAACUUUUUAACAGAACCUGUCGCUGUUAGGGGCAUUAUAUUCGGAUUUAAUACUUGGGGUACUCCAAGGCUCUGUCUGGUGGCCGUUAUUGUUCACCCCGGAGCUGUCAAUCGAUAAAAAUCGGUACAUGACGAGAUUCAUAGAGGUCUGAAAUAGUAGACCUCUCCUAACGCUCGCCUAUUCAAUAGGCGAACAUCAGCAGCACACGCAGCCAUUGUAUUAUUUUGUUUACUUGUAUUUUUUAGACACUAAGGGCCUGUUAUUUUGCCCUUUUAUGACAAAAUCGUGUUAUAAUUAAGCCAUUUUUCAAUAAACCAUAUAGCACAGACUGGAAAAGCACGAGUGUAGUUUUUUGCCGAGGGUCGGGGGUCGAAGGUAGAAUGUAGAGGGUCGAGGGUAUAUUGUCGAGGGUCGAGGGUAAAAUAUCGAGGGUCGAGGGUAAAUUGUCGAGGGUGGUUUUUUAAAUUUUUUUUUUCUAGCUUUGGUCACAAGAUUUCGAGCCUUUCUUGAAUUUACCGAAAUGCCAAUAUGUUAAAACACGCAUUUCCUCUUUUCGGCGCCUCUUAUAUCACUUUCACGUGUCUGGGGAACGUCGGCGUGUGAUUUCGCUCGUCUGUUUCCCUUGCUCAUUUCGUUUGCCUUUUCCCUUGCUUUUUCGCUUGCCUGUUUCGCUUGCUAUAAAUUUCGUUUGUUCGGAUUUGUUUUCUUUUAAAGAUUUCCUGUUUGGAGAAAACAUUAGAAAGUUAGGGUUCGAACUAACAUUAAAAUAGGGCUGACAGGACUACAAGACUCCGUGUUUAAAGCCUUUUUCAUAGUUUGGCUCUCCCGAGAAUGUCUUUGAGCGACCGCCCUCUUUUGUACGAGGAUUUUUGUAGAUUUCUCUCAGUAAUGGUUGUUACUCUAUUAAAUGCCAGUUUCUCAUGAGAAUUUGCUUAAGGUUAAGCGCUGAUGGUUGGUAUUGUGUGACAAAAGGCAACAUUCGUAGGUUUCUCUUUUAUUUUUGUUGAAGGGCCAGCUUCCUGUCUUUGGAAUUAAUCUCUAAGGGGGUUGUGUUAAUGAGAUCCCCUGGGUAACCUUUCUGUAGCAGAUGUGAUUUGAAGUUUGUAAUUUUCUCUUCGAAUAUUAGUUUAAAAGAAUUUGUUCUGAGAAGUCUUUGUAGGGCCUCUCCUUUAAUGAAGCCUUUUUUAACUCCUUGUUGGUGACAGGAACUAAAAUGCGUAUAAUAUUGAAAUGUCUCAGUUGGUUUAAAAUGAGUACGCACAUCAGGUGCAAUCAUCAGGUGAGGAUUGCGUCUCUUUCAAAUCUUGCGCCUUUGUAGAUGUAGGUGUCCGGGAAUGUUGUUUCCUUAUCGGAAAUUUCAGCCUUACAUUUGAUCAUAGGGUGAUGAUUGUUCGCUUGGUCAAUGAACUGUUCUAUUCUGUGUCUGUUUAUAGUCCAGAGCGAGAAUAUGUCCUCUAUAUAACGAGCGGUUUUAGUUCGCUUUGGUUGAGGAUUUCGGUCUCUACCUUGUUGAAGAACAGAAAAGGCGAAUGCCAUUUUCUUGCCCAUGGCUGAACCAUGUGUUUGAAGGUCGUUUUUUUCCAUUAAACCGGAAUGAGUAUUCUUGAAGAAUUAGCCUUUUACAUUGGUAUGCCUGUGGUGCGGACGGUCGCUCACUCGGUGUACGGUCACGUGAUUACCAAAUUUACUCAGAUGGGUAGAUUACCAAAUUUCCUUAGCUAUGGGGCUCCGCCCACGCGCGACGCUUCGCGCUGCGAGUGGAGCUCCGCUACCGCUACAAAGGAACCCAAAAUAUACUUACCCCGCUUUGGCUGAUGUUUAGAAAAUUGAGAAAGGCUAGAGAGCAUCACCGUGCAGUUGAAUUCAGUCAGCGACCCUCAAUAAAAAUCAUUUACGCCUAGUAGGCCUUUCCCGAUUGCGCUGAGCACCUUUUGAGCACUUUUUUGAGUUUGGAGCACUAUUUUGCAGUUUGAGCACCCUUAAGCACUUUUUCGCACUUUGGGCAACAUUUGAGCAAUAUUUCACAUUUCGAGCAAAUUUCGAGCAACAUAUGUCUUCUAAAACAUUUUAAAGCAAAAGCUGUGUGUCGCUCGCAACGAGAAUCGUGUUCCAGGUCAUAAAUUUGAAUAACUAAUCAUGUUGUCAAGAAUAAAAACACCGUUGUCAUGGAAAGGCACGUGGACUUAUAAUUACUGAGCGUGAGAGCAGAAGUUUCUGAUUGGCUGAUGUAUCAUGCGUGUGUCAUCUCAAAUUUCUAAAUCAUUUGAUUUUAUUUACAAUUCUUAACCGGCUUUAGUUUUUUAAAAAAUUAUUGUUCUAUAUCCUAUCAACCUUUCGUAACAACCUGUCGAAUAACGCUACGCAAAAUAGAUUGUUAAUUACUUCAGUAAAAAUUGACAUAUUUACGAAAAGCUUAGAGGCAACUGUUCACAACUUUUAGCACUUUAUGAGCACUAUUUGGAGAUUUUGAGCACUUUUUGAGCACUUUUUAGCCAUUUUUGCCAGCACUUUUUUAGGAUUUUACGAGCGCAAUCGGGAAAGGCCUAACGCCUAGAUAGUCAACAACGACGUGAAUGCCCGAGUUUCUGACUCGACAGUCAUCUGCCACCGUCAGGAGAUCAUACGAUAUUGCUUCUCGAGCGAAUCUCUCAUUUUAAUUUCCCCAAUUCAGUAAUCCACGACCAAGUACCUUUUCCAGAUCUUCUCCGCACGACGAAACGCUUUCUCUGACUUCUCUGGCCGCUUACCUCUAUAUUUUCUAGUAGUUGGAGGGAAUUUAGUCCUUCUUUGAUCGCUUUAAACCCGCUUUCGUCUGCAUUCCAUCGGCGCAUUAAAGGCUCGGGCUAAGGUUGAAACGACAACAAUAUGAUCUUUCCUCAUUGAAAAACCCAACCUCAAUGGGUCGACUUCGAGCGUCAGUACUGUCUGUAUACUAUCGAGCAAGUCAUGAAUAGUUAUAAAUAAUCGGCCAUGCUACUUCCAAACAUCAUCUCUACAUAAAAAAGUUUAAAAUUUUGACUUGCCAUGACUUAUAUCUGUCGGUAAAACCAUUUGGUCACUGAUACUGCGUACGUUUAUUACGUUUGUUAAUUUCGCAAGCGAGGGUCCAAAGACUGCAGAUGCUUUUCCCGACGAACGCGCCACUUUCAUGCCGGCUUUGAAAGUUCACGCGAUAUCGCAUUGUUGUCCCCGCAGGGAUUUCGCCCAGAAGGCGAAAUCCCGAGGAGGCACUCUAGUAACUCGUGCGUAUAUACUUACAGUUGAAAUAUACAGUCAGUUGAACAGGGGCCGCGAGGAAUCUGCAGGUAAUGAUGGCGUUUUUAUUGUUCGCGCCCACAAGUACGGGAUUCCGGUUAAGAUGACGCUAAGACAGAAAACGCUCCCCAUACUUCGAUAUUAUUUAGCGUUAUGUGUUAUCAGUGACAUUCUAUAGAGCAGUUGUUUUGAAAGUUAUGGACCAAAAGACACUCGUUAAGCGCAGAUGAAGUUAUAAGGUGCGUAUAACUGUGUGUAUAUAAACACCAGGAGAGUUUACCAGGCACUAGUUCACAAAUCUUUUAUUGCAAACCUCGCCGGACACUCUUUCUCUAUAUCUUUGGGCGAAGGCGAGUGAAUCAAAGGCUAGCCUAUUACCAGCAGAAAGAUGGACGAUUACAGAAAUUCGCCGACAAUCAAAUUCCGUGCUGACUUAUUUCCUGCUCACCGAUGUCCUUCCCCUAUAAAGUUUUAAAAAAGACUAGAAUACGCAAACGUGAAUUGAUCAAACGUCCUUUUAAUUUCUAAGGCUUACCGUUCCGGCAAAUAUAAUGCACUGUAUGUAAAAAGGGAAAGAAAAAUAGCUAAAAAUUCAACUUCUAAUUAAAUCUUUUCUUAUGGUUUAGAAUAAAUUAUUCCUGAAACUGAGAAUGUUUUCAGAUCAAAGCUGUGAAAAUCAAACUGAAGCAGUGCAUGGAACCUUGCGUUUUUUGGUUGACAGUAGUGUCAACCAUUACUAGUGAUACAAAUAGCAUCUGUCUUUCGUCUCAGCUCGUCUUCCAUCGGUGACACAAACCACACAAGUCAUAACAGAUUAGGGACGGACCAUUAGAAAAGUUAUGGUGGGGGAGGGGAAUUUUCGAGCCGCAGGAAUUUUUUUUCGUUAUGAAAUUCCUGGUAUGAAUUUUUUUUAGGUCAUAGCAUGAAAAUUUUUUAGGAUUAAUUGGCGUGAACGAAUUUUUUUCCUUUAAUUUUCCCUUGCGCGAACUUCGCCCCCCCACCCCAAUAAGUUUUCUAAUGGUCCGUUCCUUAAUGGCUAUUAAUUGAAUCCUAAUUAGGUUUUUACAGAGACACUGGAAAUCGAAACGUCCUCUCUGUGGUGAAUUUCAAAGUCGUAUGAAUCUCGUCAUGAAGAAUCAAGUGAUUUUUAUCGAUUGAUAAUGGAAAUCGGUGAAAAUCGAUAAAAAGAAUUGCUGUGUGAAAUCGAUAUUAUCGAUUUUUCAUGACCUCAACAAUUUAUAACGAAAGUCCACCAUCGUUUUUUGUCAUGAGUUUUGAAAUAAGUGUUACUUUUUUUUAAUUCUCUGCUAAAUAAGGUAUCUAUCUAUCUAUCUAUCUAUUUGUGUAUCUGUGCAUUCAUUCACGUCCUUAUUCUUGCGGAUAAAAGCUGAUAAAUAUAUAUUUUGCGAGUAUUAUUACAUAUACACUACAAAGGCGGAACUUGCAUUGUUAUUAACUCUUGUAGAAGUACCAUCAAUUCUACAUACGAGGCUCAAAACGUUGCGGUUGAUGAGGUUAAUACUUUUAAAAAGAAACAAGUUCACCUAGAAAGUAAAGUAAGAGGAACUACAAAUAAAAAUAGCACAAGACUACCACACAUACAAUUUCACUUAAUUUCACGUCUUUUGUGUAUGUCCUGGAUUUGCUCCUCUAUAUAAAGUAGACCGUGCUGUUUCAUCAACCAUCGGGAGCAGUUAUGUAGGGCUCUAUCUAGGAUUUAUCGUUUGGGGGAGAAGUAACUAGUGGCCUUGGCCACGAGUUUCCUAGGGGGGUCCAGGGGCAUGACGCCUUCCGCCCCCUGGAAAGGUUUGGAAAUGAAUUUGCGUUGAGACACAAUUUUGAGAAAUGUUACAGUGGUAUUUUAUUUUAAAAUAAAAUAAAAAACUCUAUGUCCCUUGUCAUAUAGUGUCCUUGGACAGGAAAUACUUACUUCAUGUGCAUUGACCUCGUCACGUCUGGAUGAUUUUUUUUCUGACAUAGUUAUUUAUAUACUGUAAUGAUAACAAUAUUUUUGGGGGGGAAGCUGGGCAUUUGAGGGGGAAGCUUCUACCCCCAAAUAUCCUAGAUAGACCCUGUAAUGUAAAUAUUAACCAUCAUGAAAAGGAUUUGUUUGAAAUAACCAUAGCGGCGAUAAUUUCUUUGGUUAAUCGCCAGUUCGGUGCAACCAAUGUUCUAAAGCCUUACCUUGUUUCAGUCUCGGUUUUUUUCUAUUAAUAGAACAACUAAGCUAUUACUCCAACUGAUUAAAACCAACAUUUCAUUUUCACUGAAGAUUCCCAACAUGGCAAAGAUGAGCCCUGACGAUGAAGUAAUUAACGGACUUGGUGCUAAAGCUAUUGAUGUCACAAAAGAAUGGGUGAAGAACCUCUGUAAGAGAGUUUCGUCCCUCCAGGAACUUACAAGGCUGAGAUUGCAAGAGCUGGAAGACUGCUGCCGUGGAGCCGAUGAAAGAGAAAUGAAGAAGGUUUAUCAACUUGUAGAGGAAGCAGAAUCAACCAAGAAUCUACUCGCUGCCAUUCCAAAUGACGACAAACUUAUUCAACAAACCAUGGAAACAAAAGCGCAGACUUGAAAACGCUGAAGAACGCCAAAGAGUUGCUGAACGAAGCAAAGGCUAUUGCUAAAGAUCAAUCAGAGUCAUCAAAGAAAACCUUAAAUGAAACAUUGGCUUUGAUCAUGAGCACUCUAGAGCUUCCUAUAGAUUGGCUAAGGGAGGAUGAAGUAAAACCAGCGGUAUUGUUUCAGUAUCUGGAUAAAAUUAUUAAGCAGUGCAGCGAUGUUUUGGAAUCUGCUGACGCAUACAAAAGUGAAGUGGAAAUCGUCACUAGGGCCAGCGCUGGGAGAGCCCUUUGUGGAAUUUAUUACUCCAAAUACGAGUCUCCAAAGCCAGCUGGAAUUCCUUUGCUUCUAGUACCAAUGACUGUGACCUUAAACAGUCCUAACAGUGCUCAAGAAGUAAAUUACAUGAAAUUUUCCGCAAAGGGCAUAGCUACAGACUACGUACGAACAGUUGAAUCAACCAGCACCAACAUUGGUUUUGGUGUGGCUGGUUUUGAGGACCUUCUCGUUGGGGAAGUGCAAAAUGAAAACAGCCAUGAGGACAACAGUCUCGUUUCUCAGUCUGCCAAAACUACAAGCACCAGUGCAUCUGCUCUACAGUACAUUCGCAUAGCCAAAAAAGUUUUCCAAAUCGAGCCACACCAGUUACGCCUUUCCUUGACUGCUGAGAAAAAGGCAAAGUCCAUUGUCCAGGAUAGAAACCCCAGAGCACUGGAGUGUGAAAAAUCUGCUCGCAUCUUUAUGGAACGCUACGGAAGCCAUUUUCCAGCUGGGCUGCACACUCUGGGCCGAGUUUUUUUUAAUAUUGCUGAUGCCGAAAGUAAAAGCACCACAGAUAUAUUCAAGCUGACAGAGGCUGCAGUUGCAUUUCUUGGCGGAGCACUGAGGAUUGGAGUCAGUGGUACUGAAGAGUACACAAACAGUGGAGAAAACAGUGAAGAGACAAAUACAUCCAUCCAGAAUGAGAGGUUUUCCCAUUCUGUGAGGUCUAUAGGACCCCCAGCAACAAAUCCGGUUACUUUCCAAAAGCUGCUUUCUUACAGCUCCACUUGGGCUUUGAUUGACCGUGGCCCCAGCACAAGUUAUAUACCUAUCUGGGAAUUAAUUGAAGAUCUUGGAAGUGAGUUCAGGGAAGCAGCUACAGCCCUCAAGGAAACGUGGCAUAAAGACGAAGAUCUAAGGCAGGAAAAGUGGGAAGCGGAGCAAAACCACUUAAAAAGACGAGAAGAAAUUGAACAAAGAAGUAAAGAACGAAUACUGGCGGAAGCAAGAGAAGAGUUGCUGCGUAUCCGGGAAGAGCAUCUUGCAGAAAGGGUGAGAGCAAAUUCAACUGGAAAGCACCAGUGUACAAUGAGAAAUGAUAACCUUGAAUGUUGUAUACUUAUAAGAUGUACAAUGCAAUACUAUCCAACCCUAAUAUAACGUUACAGCACAUCUGUUUCAAACAAAAUGAUAACCAGUUUACGGCGAAUGCUCACGAAUGUCAGUGGUAAAGACAGACCGAAAGACAGACAGAGGGCAGUGUGAAAGAUUAAAUGCUGCGAUUCCUAGGCCACUAACAUCGGUGAGACCGAUAGAACCCUUAACAGGCGACUGGCUGAACCUAAACGAGCGAACAAGUAAUGUUGAUGUCAACAAUCACGUUGCUGAACACCAUUUACAGACAAACCAUCAGAUCAACUGGGACUCAGUGAAAUGCAUUACCUUUUCCUACAGACUACUACCAACGUCUUACUUUAGGAAGCUGGUUUACUAACUUAGAACAAACGCCCCUGACUUGAAGUCGGCAGUUGGUGGAACCGUACAAACGACUUAUUGACGGACGGUACUGGUAACUGUUUGCUACGAUUCAGUGGCGUUUGUUCUAAGUUAGUAAACCAGCUUUUUAAAGUAAGUCGUUGAUAGUAGGUCUGUAGAAUACGUAAAGCAUGUCGCAGAGUCCCAGUCAAUUUAAUGUUUCGUCUGUCAAUGGUGUUCAGCAAAGUGAUUGUUGACGUCACCAUUCCUCGUCGCUCGUUUGUGUUCGGUCAGUCGCGUGCUAAAGUUUCUGCCGCUUUCACCAAUGUAAGAAGCCUGGCAGUAUCAGCAUUUGAUCUUGCUUCCCGUCUGUCCUCCGGUUUGUCUUUGUCCUUGACAUUAGUAAGCAGUCGCCGUAAAGUGGUCAUCGGUUUGUGUGCAGCACGUAUAUUGUAAGGUUGUAAUAUGCGUGCGAUAGUUUCAGAGGUGCCUCUGAUGUACGGUAUAGUCCCUGUCGUGACAGGGCCAGAGUUGACCUUGGUCUGAGUGUUGGAAACAGUGUUACUGUGAGUAACUGUUCAAUCCCGUUUUCCAUGUGCUGGAAAAUCUGACAAGAACAGCAUAUUUUCCCUCUGUUAACUGGUGGCAAAUGCCAAGUUGUCGUUGUCUUUUCCGAAGUGGGAAAAAGAGUCACGAACGCGAUAUUUUCCUUACAUUAACCGUUUGGCAAAAAUUUCCGCUUAAAGAGAGAAAGCGCACUGUUCAACCACUUUUUCCGUGUGCUGGAAAACGUGAAGUAAACAGCAUAAUUUUCCUGGUUUUAACGGAUUGUUAACGCCGAGUUUUCCUUGCGAAUUCCGAAAUGAGAAAACGGAUCGUGAACGUGGCAUUUUCAAUACAUUAACAGUUUGGUAAAAUUACAAAUUAGGAGAUUUUUUGCCGUGUAGGUUUUAUCUGAUUUACUAAUUAUUAGUCUCUAUUACAUACCUCUCUCACGAAAGUAGACCUCAGCCGUUUCUAAAAAAUGCAAUUAAAUCGGCCACUAUCCUGUUUGGGGCGAUAUUAUGUUUCUUGUAGACCCUCAUUGGCAUUCUUAGGGUAAAGUAAGCUUCACAUGCAUCACCCUAAUAACAUCUCCUGGGGCCGUGGAACUGAUAUUUAUCAAAGGGUGGGUGUGUACAUCAUACGCUUAAUGUCAGAUCCCGAGGGAAACAGUUAGUUUUGUUUUCCCAAGAGUCCUGCUGUUUCCCGAGACGAAGUCGAGGGAAACAUCAGGACUCUCUGGAAAACAAAACUAACUGGUUUCCCGAGGGAUCUGACAUUAAAUGUUUUGUGAUAUUUCUAGACUUUCACUUCAACGGUAACAAACAAAUGACCGAAGCGAGGCAAAACAGUGCACUCGGUACUUAUAACAACACAAAUUUAGUUCUUAAAACCACUGAAUGAAUGAUUUAUAAAGUACUUUCCUUAUAUUAUCAGCAUCUUUUUCCUCCACUAGCUGCUGUUUCUCUUCCGGGAUGACUUUGAAAAUCGUUGCUUUUUAGCUUAAGGCUUCGUGUUUGUGUUCAAGUUGUUGUGUUCAUUCACGAAAAAGAAAACUGGCAGUGUUUUUCCCGCCUUCUGUCACACCACUCUCACCGUGCUUUGAUCACGUGCUGUAAUGUAGCCCGAGUGGGGUACAUUGCUUAAUGUAUCACGAUCGGGAUACAUUUGAUUUUAGUCAAGGCCACGUGACCAAGAAUCAACCAAUGGCAGUUCCCGUUUAGUUGAGUGAAUGUCUAGGAAUAUAACAAUUAAGAAAUAUUGUAAAUGAUAAUACUUAUUUGCAUGUUAUAACUGCGAUGAAUAACAAUAUUUGUUGUGUAUUUGUGUAUACUUCAGGGAAACCGAAAGACCGAUUGCUUUCAAAUGCGCCAGAAGCGUCUCAACUGGUUUUCUCUUUCGUAGUAACCUUUUUGGCAAAUGCUAACCAAGUGGAAGGCUAGUUUUCUCAAAUAUUGAUAAGACCGAGGUUCACUAAUUGUUUUGUUCCUGUUUACAGGAACCUGGUCUUUGGGAAGGUUACUUUCCAAAAAAUGGUAAACUCAUCUUCACCCAAAACUGGAUGACACGAGAUGAUGCUUAUGAAAAAGGAAUUGAGAAGAUCAUGCAGGACCCGCAUCACAACAUCUGUAGAAUAACUUACUGGCUAUUUCAGGGUUAUUCAUUACAAUGCUGGAGAGUCUCAGAUGAUGAGCCCAUCGUUUUUGAAAAAAAAUUUGGAAAGUAUCGUUUGUUCUUCAGUGAGUUGCUUUUUAAAUGGAGGGACAUUGUUCCUAGACGAGGGUAAGAAGAAGUACACACUUAGGGCUACAUUGAGACCUUUAGUCUCUGUUACUUGUGGUUCGGGUGGCUAAGUGAUUUAGGGAGACAUAAGGCGAUUUCACCGUAUUUCGAAAAACUCCAUAAUCAGUAAUUAACGCAUGCACUGUAACAAUAACCUAGACAUACAAAGUAGCAAGCAAGGCUGUUGAAAAAAAAAGACUAAAAAUUUGCCCAAAUGGGCCUGUGCUAAAGCCGCGGCUACUUGAUAGUGUAAUGUUGACAAACUAGGUUAAAUGAUCAACUUUUUUUCGCCUUUUAGUUAAGGGUGAGCUGGUGAUUUACUAGAAUGUUUUAUAAGCUAAAUACGUAAGUACAAAAAAAACGUAAAGUCCUUGAAAGUGCUGUACAGCCAUCGUUUUUGUUAAGAAUAUCAUCGCGU
Molecule: messenger RNA, 18608 nt
Organism: Porites lobata
Lineage: Eukaryota; Metazoa; Cnidaria; Anthozoa; Scleractinia; Poritidae
Source: the annotation of a GenBank genome assembly